Messenger RNA from Malus domestica (apple), 2212 nucleotides. RefSeq names its product tRNA-specific adenosine deaminase TAD1. Gene Ontology annotation, cellular component: nucleolus; cytoplasm. Gene Ontology annotation, molecular function: tRNA-specific adenosine deaminase activity; double-stranded RNA binding; double-stranded RNA adenosine deaminase activity. Gene Ontology annotation, biological process: adenosine to inosine editing; RNA processing. NCBI's taxonomy places the organism in Eukaryota, Viridiplantae, Streptophyta, Magnoliopsida, Rosales, Rosaceae. The record is from RefSeq and is a predicted model, not a curated record.
UGACCCCACUACCCGCCACUUUCCAAACCAUGGCGUCGACUCCCUGCUCCGAAACGCCGUCGUCUCCUUCUCGUUCUUCCUCAGAAGUAGCAUGGGGCACUAAGGUCUCAGACAAAGUGUUCGCACUCUACAACUCCCUCCCCAAGAAAGGCAAGCCUCAGGGCCGCGAAGUCACCGUCUUGGCCGCUUUCCUCCUCUCCUCCCCUUCUCAAGAGCUUGAAGUCGUCGUAUUGGGAACUGGGACCAAAUGCAUAGGGCGGUCACUGAGGAGUCCCCACGGCGACGUCGUCAACGAUUCCCACGCCGAGAUUGUAGCUCGAAGAUCUUUACUCAGGUUCUUCUAUGCACAGAUUCAAUGUCUUUCUCAAAUUUGUAGUAAGAAGAGUGAUGACGAUGAAAGCACGCAGAUUCAAAACUGUGAUGCUAAAAACUUGAUUUUUGAAUUGGACCCGGGUGGUGAUGGCGAAAGAAAAUACACAAUGAAGAAGGAUUGGAAUUUGCACUUGUACAUAUCGCAACUGCCAUGUGGGGUUGCUUCUCCGAGUUCACUAUUGUCUCCUCCAAAACAUACUGCACCGAGAGAACGGGGUUCAUCUUUGGACGAGCUUAAUAAUGUCAUCGCAGGAGAGGCUCCACCAAAGACUAAUGGUGAUGCUUCACAACUAAUUGGCUUGGUACAAAGAAAGCCUGGUCGCGGUGAUACAACAUUAUCAGUUAGUUGCUCUGACAAGAUAGCCCGCUGGAAUGUUGUUGGAGUUCAAGGAUCUUUGCUUUCAUUCUUUCUGCAACCUGUAUACCUUUCUUCGGUCACUGUUGGGCAAUCCCGAAACUAUAAAAUGGUUUCUGUGGUUGAUCAAUUGAAACAAGCGUUGCACGAUCGCGUUCAACCAUUAUCAAAUGAGCUGAUGAGUCCUUUCCAAGUGAACCAGCCAUUAAUAUGGGCAGCUCCAACACCACAAAAGGAAUUUCAGCAUUCUGAGACAGCUUUGACCACUUUAACAUGCGGGUAUUCGAUAUGUUGGAAUAAAUCUGGUCUGCAUGAAGUCAUUCUUGGAACCACCGGAAGAAAGCAAGGAACUGCUGCGAAAGGGGCACAUUAUCCAUCAACUGAGUCAUUAUUAUGCAAAAAGCGGCUGUUGGAAAUUUUCUUGUCUCUAAGACAUGAAUGCCCUAUCAAAAUCCCAGUGAAUGAGAUGUCUUAUCAAGAAAUCAAGGAAAGGGCACAGGAAUACAAUUUAACCUCAAAACUUCUAAAAACAAGACCUCCCUUUAGUAAUUGGCCAUUGAAACCCCCACAUUUUGAGGCAUUCGCUGCCAUGAUACAGUAAGGGGUUUCAGGAAUCAGGACAUCAGUGGUUAGAAAAUGACAGUUUCUGCACUCCAAUGGCAUAAUACCGAUGGAGUGGUUUGUGUUCGGACCAACAAAGGAGGAGUGAGGUCAUUGUGUCACCCCUCGUUGCACCUUUCUGCAUAUCUCUUCUUGAAAUAGCAAACUCGCAGUUAAUAUUUUGGUUCUAUUGCUUAUUACUGUGAAUUGUGUGAACGCUUCUGUCUGCAGCAGCUGUGCAGCCUUUUUCGCAAACAACUCUUUAGUGCCAAACUGGAUGAGAGUUUGAUCCUCUGAUUUUUUAUAACUGAUCUUCUUGUUGACUAGAAAACUCCUGGAAGUGUUAGAAUGGCUAUUUGAACGGGCAUGAAUAUUAGCAGAACUUAAGAGCUGGAAGUGUAUGUUAUGCCGAAGGCCCGAAGAGCUCUGAUCUGUAUUUUUUGCUGACAUGUCAAAACUACACGCCCAAGGCCGGCAAAGCUGUGAUUAAGGAACCGAAAUAUGAGUGCCUACUGCCUAAGGGGGGCCCAAAGAAGCUAGGAAUUUUGUAGGCUACGUACUUGUUACUCUUUAGAUUCACAAGUCAUAAAACCCCUUUGACUUACUUUUAAGUUCCACACGGCAAUUGUUGUGUUGGUGAGCCUAAUUUGCAUCCCCAGUCUGCACCUAGCGUGUACAUUUUGCAGAAGCUAGAAAACAAAUUUAGCAAUUUUGAUAACCAUUUUGUUUUUAGCGUUAUGUUUUUUAUUAUCCGUGAUAAAGAUAGAGGAAAGGAAUAUGAGGAAAAAUAUGAACAAGCGAAGGGUGAAGGGAGGGAGAAACGAAGGAUGAUGCAUGAGACAAAAACUUGCAUGUGAAAUUAAUUUAAAUAGUUUUCAGUUUGUU